Messenger RNA from Tremella mesenterica DSM 1558, 837 nucleotides. RefSeq lists its product as uncharacterized. The transcript has 4 exons. NCBI's taxonomy places the organism in Eukaryota, Fungi, Basidiomycota, Tremellomycetes, Tremellales, Tremellaceae. Bases 1 to 837 code for a protein of 278 amino acids. The record is from RefSeq and is a predicted model, not a curated record.
AUGUGCAGCAGAACAUUCGGGCUGCUGAUAUCUUAUGCAAACAGGAAGAAGACAUUCCCCUGGCUCCACGAGUACGGACCUUUGGAGGAAGCCGCUCGUUCUAGGUGUUUCGUAUCAUUGGCGGAAGAUGCGACGGAGCGAUUCCCUGGGGAGACGCCUCUAGGGUUUGCUCGCUCCUACCGCGAUAGCUGGUAUGGUGCUUUCCGAUUGGACCAUCUCGGCGCUUGUAAAGCAUGUGAACACACAAUGACUUCCGACCCUGUCAAGGUCACAAGGUUUCUCCAUCGCUCCUAUGACAAUAUUGUCGCUCUCGGUAAGGACGACCAGACCGUCUCAGACAGGAGAGCCCAAGUAGCCUCGGCGAUAACUCAGUCAAGUCUAGCUCCACACGGUAUGUGUCAGCAUAGCUCAACCGAACUUGUCAAUGUUAUAUCAACUGCACCCGAAAAUGGCAUCCCGCUCUCGAUCACCGGGGAUGGACCGUCCAACGACAAUCAGAACAGACGGACCGGCAAACCCCUUGAGCGUGAAUUGGACCUGGAAACUAAAUUGCGUCUUGAGCUCACGAGCAUGCUUGAGGGUAUCGUCGCGGCUCCCUGUCGGGCUGACAUAGAGCGUCUAGCAGUCGAGGCCAAAGUAACUUGGGAUACUUUACUGAGAGGUAUCCGCACGGAGCAAGACAUUUUGACGAGCGAACCUCGACCACAUUAUAGGUUUCAUGAGUGCGGAGUGCUCGUGAUGAUAGCCUUGGGAUCGAGCCCGAAAAAUUUGUUCCGAACCGAGGAUGCUGAACAUGCUGCCUACUUGUCUGAUGCCGGAGUGGAGACCGGACAGUAG